Molecule: messenger RNA, 1729 nt
Organism: Arabidopsis arenosa
Lineage: Eukaryota; Viridiplantae; Streptophyta; Magnoliopsida; Brassicales; Brassicaceae
Source: the annotation of a GenBank genome assembly
CAUUACCAUUAUUAGAUCUCUCUGUCUCUCUCUUUCUGUCCAAAUAUUAUCUUCUCUCUGCACCAACUUCAACGCAUUACAAAGCAGAAGACAGAACCCAAAAACCGACAAAGCUCCCUAUUCUCUCGAAAAUUCAUUACUUCUAAAGAUGGAUGUUGUGGGUGGCUGAUGAAUCUUCUUCUCUAGCAUGACCUUUAAUGAGAUGUGUGUGAGAAGAAACAACAUUUAUUUAACAACAACAAUCAUAGAUUCUAACGAAGCCAUUGGUAUGGAACAUGAAUUAGAUUGUGCUCGACAUCAAUAUUCAUCAGUGGUCACUUCAAUUCCAUUCUUCUCCGCUACAUUGUUUAUUCCUCUCUCUUUGAAAAUCACUAUACGUGACGGGUUUCACGAAGUUCUUUAAUAACAUUUUCAUACACAAACACACAAAAUAUCAUAGUUUAGAAAAUUUGUUCUUGGGGAGAUUUAGCUAUCUCUAGUUCAAAAGAUGCAAGCUUAUGCUUUAAGUGGGAAGAAAAGGAUUGUGAAUCACGGCAUGUGUUUCUCGAAAGGAAAUCUUGAUAUCGGUUCACGGUUGUCUGAGAAUUUUAUGGAUGACCCUUUGAUCCCGGGAUUGCCUGAUGAUGUCGCUAAGCAAUGCUUGGCGCUUGUUCCGCGUUCUAGGUUCCCUUCAAUGGGAAGUGUAUGCAAGAAAUGGAGGUUUGUUGUCCAGAGCAAAGAGUUUAUUACCGUGAGAAGACUCGCCGGUAUGCUUGAGGAGUGGCUAUAUGUUUUAACGACGAAUGCUGGUGGGAAAGAGAGCCAGUGGGAGGUGAUGGACUGUUUAGGACAGAAGCUAUCAUCUCUUCCACCGAUGCCUGGUCCUGAAAAAACAGGGUUUAAGGUUGUUGUGGUUGAUGGGAAACUUCUUGUUAUCGCUGGUUGUUGUAUGAUCAACGGUUCUCUUGUUGCAUCUGCUGAAGUUUAUCAGUAUGAUACUUGCCUCAACAGCUGGAGUAGACUAGCAGACCUGGAGGUAGCUCGGUAUGAUUUCGCUUGCGCUGAGGUUAACGGGCUUGUUUAUGUUGUGGGAGGUCACGGGGUAGAUGGUGAGAGUCUGUCGAGUGCAGAGGUGUAUGAUCCUGAGACGGGUACAUGGACUUUCGUGGAGUCUUUAAGGCGUCCGAGGUGGGGUUGUUUCGCUAGCGGAUUCAAUGGAAAGCUAUAUGUGAUGGGUGGAAGAUCCAACUUCACUAUUGGAAACUCAAAACUUCUUGAUGUGUACAACACUCAAUGUGGCUCCUGGCAUGGUAGUAAAAACGGUUUAACGAUGGUCACAGCUCAUGUUGAAGUAGGGAAAAAGCUGUUCUGUAUCGAUUGGAAGAACCAGAGAAAGAUGUCGGUGUUCAAUGCGGAAGACGAGACCUGGGAAGUGGUGGCUCUUCCGCUGUCCGGAAGCUCGAGGGCCGGGUUUCAGUUUGGUAAGCUGAGUGGGAAGCUUUUGCUAUUUUCGUCUCAGGAAGAAACUGGUCAAUGUACUUUAGUGUAUGACCCGAAUGCUUCACCAGGGACACAGUGGAAAACAUCUGAGAUAAAACUGUCUGGUUCUUGCGUAUGCAGCGUCACAAUCACAGCCUGAUUGAUUGCCAUUGUGUUGUUGUUACAUUUCUUCAUAUGAUCCAAAUCCAAAGAGAGCUUUUGUCUCUUAAGUUGAUGAUAACACUGAAUUUAAUAAAGUGGAGUGUUUUAU